Branchiostoma floridae (Florida lancelet) is the source of this 2201-nucleotide messenger RNA. Its product is annotated as P-selectin-like. The record is from RefSeq and is a predicted model, not a curated record. The coding region runs from base 65 to 1933 and encodes 622 amino acids. The transcript is spliced from 10 exons. NCBI's taxonomy places the organism in Eukaryota, Metazoa, Chordata, Leptocardii, Amphioxiformes, Branchiostomatidae.
UAUUUGCGCGGAGAAGAAGAAGAAACAAAGCAAAAACAGACAUGUUCCCUUCUGUGAAGGUAACAUGAUAAUUAAGAAUAUUACAACGUCGACUUUGUCUCAACGCUAUUGUGAAAUGAAAUAUCAGACUGUUUCUUUGACAGAUAUCGUCAUCCCACAGACUCUGGCUUGUGUCAUUGCUGACUGUGGGAUCAUUUCGACGCCCGCACACGGUGACGUCAGGUGUACAGGUACGACGUACGGUGAGACGUGCCAUCUCACCUGUCAUGACGGGUACGAACGGCUGAGCCGAGACAACUUCACCUGCCAGGUACACGGAGACAAACCCACCUGGAGUGGGGAACCAGAGUGUAUUCCAGUGAGUUGUGGAACCCCUCCCGAGUUCCCCCACACCACCAUCCAGCGCGCCAGCGGACGCACCUACGGGAACACCUGCGGAGUCACCUGUGCGGACGGGUACGAAGGAACGAACCACCAGAGGGUCACCUGUCACAGUACCGGCAACUGGAGCCUACAGGCGGAAGCGCUCCAGCCAGUUGUUGGUGGACCAGAUCUGUUCUGUCAGAGGAAGGACUGUGCCAGACUCCCUCCCCCUGCCCACGGCAGCCUGACGUGCAGCGGGACCAGGUACCAGGACUCCUGCCGCCUGACGUGUGAGCCGGGCUACAAAGUUGCCGAGGAGAGCGGCCUUCUUCUCCACAGUCUCUACAACUUCAGGUGCACGGCAAAUGGACAAUGGAACAAAAAGCCAAGCUGCGUCCCAUCAGACUACUGCCAGCUCGGGCUGCACGACUGCCACCCUGAGCACGGGGUCUGCAGCCUGACGGGUCACCAGGCCUUCAGCUGCCGCUGCCGGGUCGGGACGGUCGGGAACGGGACGCACUGUGAACGGACCCUCUGUCCGCCUUUCCCGGUCACUGAACCGGAGAAUGGGUUCUUCUCGUGUUCUAUCCCGACAUCCUCAGCAGCCGACACCUGCCAAUCAGCCAACAGCACACAGCCGGAGUACGAGGUCGUCUGCGUGCUCCACUGUAACCAUGGUUACGACAGGCUGAUCUAUGCCGAGUACUCCUGUAGACACGAUGGGAACUGGGACAUUCCUUUCAACCCAAAGAGCCCAGGAACCACAGCCUGUUUAGCUGUGAAAUGCCCGGACCUGUCUAGCCCCCUUCACGGCAGAAUGACCUGCAAUAGCGGCUACAGUUUCCGCUAUCCCGAGGCCUGCAGCUUCGCCUGCGACCGAGGCUACGAGCUGACGUCCACAAGCAGCCACGAGAGACAUUGUCAAACUGACGCAACCUGGUCAGGAAACAACACCGAAUGCAUCGCUGUGCAGUGCCCGACCCUGUACAGCCCCGCCCAUGGAAGAAUGUCCUGUAACCAUGGCUACUCCUUCCGCUAUCCCGAGAACUGUACCUUCAGCUGUAACCAUGGUUACAACCUGUAUGCCGGCAGUACCAGUCGGAACUGCCCGGCGGAUCGCACGUGGUCGGGCAGCUCUGCCAGAUGUACCCGUUGCCCAGACGGGUACGUUUACUACCAGCCCAACCAACUGUGCUACAAGGCCUUCAACCAGCGGGGAAACUACGACGAAGCAGCCGCGACCUGUUCUUCAGACGGUGGAACUCUCGCCAUGCCCCGGGAUGCGGGCAUCAACAGGUUCCUCAUCAACCUGAAGAAUGCCGUCGAUAACAACGCGUUGUUCUGGUUCGGAAUGACUGACCGCGUCCGAGAAGGCAGCUGGGUAUGGGCUGAUGGUGUUCCUCUCGGACACUUCAAGCGGUGGGAUCCAAGACAACCCGACGACGCGUACGGCAAUGAGGACUGUGUGCAUUAUUUUGCAGGGAAUUCUGCCAUAUAUGUUAGGAACAGUUGGAACGAUUAUCCGUGUUCUGCCGCCUAUCUGAAGUUCAUUUGUCAGGUCGCUAGUUGAAGCAUCGUACGUUUUAUGAAUAGUGCCUAGCUUAAUAUCCAAAAAUGGACAUCAUGUUGGCCACACAAAAUCACCGUGACAGGAUUACAUCAUAUCUACAAAUCGUUCGGGUUUCAUUCUUGGGGGGAUCGACUCACGCACAUUAUGUAUAUCUGUAUCUGUAUCUAUAUAGCCGGUAUAAGCGCCCUUCGGCGUAACACGCCACCUUCUGUAUCUGUAUCUAUAUCUAUAUAGCCGGUAUAACCGCCCUUCGGCGUAACACACCAGU